AGGUGAUCACAUAAAGUGUGAAAGAGUAAUUAAGAGUAUCUACAUACCUAACAAUAACAGCGAUAGAUAAUACAAUUUCCCUGCGCUGAUUAGCUACAAUAUUUUUUGUCAAGGCCGAUAAUAGUUCUAAACAGUGAGUGAUGAUAUAAUAAUAAAUACUGAAAAUGGAAGAGGAAAUUGAAGACUGCAUAAGAAAGAAAAUACACUGGGCACAGUUACCUCAAACUGUGAGAAAGCUACUAGGCGACUCUCCGAAGGAAUACGAUAGACACAUUUUUGAAUUCAGUAUAAAAAACCAAUUGAGAUAUAGAGGCAGUCUCGUUAGAACGGUUAAGAAAGAUGAGAAGAAAUACUAUGAGGUUCUUGUGCAAAACAGCAUACAGAAGCUCAUGCUCUACCCCUAUCACUUAGCUGAUAUGAUCGUUAAAGGAUUAAGGAUAACCCCAUUUAUUUAUUAUGUAGAAGUGGUGGCACUUCUGAUUGAGUUGGAGAAAAGCUACGAUACAAUGCCUAAUUUUACAGCAGCUGAUUGUCUCCGCCUAUUAGGCAUAGGUCGUAAUGAAUAUCUGGAAUUAGUAGCUAAAGCCAGGUCACUGGGCCGCCGAGGCAGAUCAAAAGCUAUUCGUUCUUUACUGCCACGAGUACCACAGAACAUUCCGAUGCAGCCGUGGUGGAGAAUCGAACUGGGCUACGUACUGGAGGAAGACGUUAAGCCGCUGAGUGAGAGUGAAGUGGCCGUCAUUGACGUACUGAUCGAUCGAGGGUCACAGACUGCAGGUACACUCGACUAUAACAUCGUUAAGAGCCUGUACAGACGGGGUCUGGUGUACGUGGACGUGCCUAUAACGGCGGCUGAUAAGGUGUCCGUCCCUCCGUUGAAGGGCUUCGUCAUGAACCGUGUGGCCGGGGACUACUUCGAGACCUUGCUGUACAAGGUGUUCGUUUCCAUCGACGAGCACACCGGGGUCGGGGAACUUGCUGCCGUCCUCCAGGUUGACUGCGAGCUGGUGAAGCAAGCGGUGUCGCUAUACUGCCGGCUCGGGUUCGCGAACAACCUGCACCCCCCGCCCGUCUCCCCGCCGCACCCCUCCUGGAGCGACGCGGUCACGACGCACACCCAUCCGCCGUACCGACAAAUAACACCUCUGACCUUUGACCCGGGAGUCGAUGAGGAAACCCUGCAAAUGGAACCGGUGCUUCUGAAAGACGCCCCAUCUACUUCCAAACAGAUGCAUGAAACUCCUGAGGGGUCCGGGGGUGGAGGCCGUCGAGUAGCCGUGCUGUUCGACUCGACGCUCGCCGCGUAUCUGAUGAUGGGCAAUCUGUCACCGGAUCUAAAAAGUCACGCCGUGACUCUAUUCGAAGUCGGAAAGCUGAGCGACGAAAGCUUAGACAGCCUGCUGUUGGAACUAGACAAGGUCGUAGCAGAUCCAGAGAUAGAGGGCGAAGCCCGGCGGUACUUGGCGGCGGCGGCGUGUCUCCGGACUGCGCUGCGGGUGCUCCGCCCCAAGCUGAGGCCCCUCGACCUGUUGCGGUGCGAAGCGUUGCACGCCCUAGGACAUCAGUCCAGGACCAGGCUCCUCGCUACUAAGUACAGGGCAGCUAUAGCCACAGCCCCGCUGUGCCGCGAGGCGCGCGCGGGGGCGGCGGCGGGGGGCCUGCCGCUGGUGGGGCCCGCGCCCCCCGAGGCGCACUCCCCCUGGAUGAGGCUCUACAUCUACCACGUUGCCGGGUACGGACCCCCCACGCUACUCCUCAAAAAAGGGAGCUUCCUGCGCAGCAUGCCCCGUCUGCUGCUGGGCUACUCCCGGCUGGGGGUGUGGUGGUGGGGCGCGGAGUGCGCGGUGGAGAGCUCGGGGGGCGUGGCCUCGUGCCUGCCCGCGGCCGCCGCGCUCGCCGCCGCCAACACGGCCCUGCGCCGCGCCCCCGUGCUGCUGCAGGCCAUGGGGGUCAGGGCCGCGGCUGGACUGCGGCACCUCAUGUUCCCGCCUGAAGAUGAUCCACUCACAGAGAACCAAGUGUUUUGGGCUCAGCACGCGGGGCUGCGGCGGCUGGCGCGGAGGCUCCGGCUGCAGCGCUCCGCCGGCUACGUGACGCUGGCCGACAUCGGGGUGCCCGACCUGGGCUGCGCCAGCCCGCCCGCCGCCGUGCAGCUGGUGCCACAACGAAAGAAGAAAGAAAUAUGCGGCAUCGCGAAACCGGUCCCCGACACGUCGCCCGCGGACCACAGCGCGCGGCUCCGGUCGCCCAUAGAGUCGCACUUUGCCGUGACGCCGACCGGGCCCAGCGCGCACGGCUCGCCGGCCAACGGCUUCACCAGCGCCGACGGCGGCCGCCUCCUCCGCGAGGAGCUGGACUACCUCGACGCCAGCGAACCCCCCAGGACCGCCCCCGCCGACGACGACCUCGUCCCCAUACAUUCCACCUCCGCGAGCUUCGAAGACUUAAAGCAUUCCAACGACGACUCCUUAACGAAUCCAACGCCGGGACGCGACGAUAUCAAUUCGAAACUAACCAAGGACAAUUCAAGUAAAGAAUCGAUAGUCGACAUAGUGUUGGUCAACGAUAAUAUCGAUAUGAAGAGUUCGAUGUGUAGUGAUGUCGUGCCGGUGCACUCGAGUAAGUCGAUGGACCGGCUCGGCGAGCUCCUGAGUCCGGCCGAGGAGACCAUAUCGAUGUUCACGCAGCUGAGCGACAAGCUGAGCGAGGUGUCCGCGGCCGAGGGGGACAGCGGCGUCGACACGGCGCACGUGUCCGACGACGAAGCCUGCAGGCCAGAGAAAUGGACGAUACUGGACCUGCAGUUCGGCAUCCCGCUAUUCGACGAGGCGCUUUGCGAGUCCGUGUGCGGCAGCGUGGUGAGCUGCGUGGCGGCGCCAGACGUGCUGGACAAGAUCAAGGAGGACAAUGAGUUCAUACGUGCCGAUGUCCUCAAGUUCGUGUCUCAGUGUCAGUACUAUCCAGGCGAAGACAUGGGCAUAGUGAAGCGAGGUACUCUGGUCCCUUUGCCGCGCAAAAGCUUAGCGUUCGAGAACGGACGCAUCAGCGAGUGGAACGGGAAGUAAGGCUGUCUCGCUCUCGCCGCAACAACAACCGGCCGAGCGACAGAGACGGGUAUACGUCCGUCCCACGACACGCGUUCGUCGUUACGAUUUUGAGCUUUAUUAGAACGUAGUCGAAGUUAAUAUAUUAUAUUGUGAUUAUCAUUAAUGUUAUUUUGAUCUGAGCGAAUGAAUAUUACAGAAACUAUUUGUUGUGGAAGAAAUGUACUUAACAAUAUGUGAAGAUCAACGUUUAUAUUCUAGAUGUGGUAAAGUCACCUUUUCAUUAAUAGCAUAGAUGUGUGAACGAGCCCGCCCGGUGAUUGCUGGAGUCCAUAGACAUCACUUAAAGCCUGUCAAUUGUAAAGUACAACGGCAGUCCCACCCUUCACAGCAGAAUGCACGACAACUAUUACCCACUUUUUCCUUCCAUUACUAAAGUCUUAUUGUACUGAAUAAAACACUUCACACUCAUAGAUACAUAAUUGUAAUUGAAAGUGAUCGCUUGACAAACUGAAACUAAUCCUGCCUUUCAUUGAAUUUGAUUGAGUUAGCCGGUCAUAAUUAAACCACUUAUCGUGGCAAAUCUAUUGACUGUUUACCAAUUUAAAAAAUAAAUCCUUAUAAAUGUCACAUAACAAUACGUAUACGGGCAAUCGCGCGCAUUAUAUUACAUACGAUUGCUUUAUCUAUCAGCUAUCUAUAGAUCGUCGGCUUAAAUCCGGCUCGAAGGACCAAAAAAGGAUGUGCGGUGUGUUCGGGUCCCUUAUGUUAGUGAUAACAACUCUAAUGAUUUGAGUAACUAUUUAUUGGUAAGCUCAAACUUGCUGAUACAAGGUACUGUAUAAAUGAUCUUAUGCAAGUACGCAAGGCCUUGCUGAUGGCGGUAAAAGAAGUGACACGAAAAUGAAUGACUCCGAUGCAUAAUGCAUCCGUAUGCAGGUUUACUGUACGCACUUGCCCGUACUAUAUAAUAUGGGCAUAAAUUGAAAAUGACUUUCCGGUUAUAAAUUACGCACGCGCCUGAGCGUCACGAUUGAGACAUCGACGUCAUGACGGGACAUGGUGGCGCCGUACGCGCUAGUGCACUCAUCUAGAGCCAAAACUAGACAUAUUAGUGUUGAUGGUACUAUGACAGACACAUUCGCUGGAGUUCCAUAAAGAACUAUGCCAAGUUUCAUCGCAAUUAGAUGGAAAAAAAUAGACCUAAUAACAGACAUAGACAUUUUUUUUAAAUAGCACUGAAAGAAACCUCUUGAAUAAAAGAAACACACACAUAUAUAAUCAAUGUAUUUAUUUGGUUUUGUAUUUAAAUGCCAUAUUUGAUAUGCCAUAAAGAGUAGUUUGUAUUUAUUAAUUGGCAACAUUUAAGUUCUAUUAUUUAUGUAGUGUAAAAACUUUUGUUCAUAGAUUGUAUAUUUUUCUUUUUUGUUUAUUUGUCUGAAGACAUUCUUUAAUAUGACAGUGACAAUUGUAUGAGAGAGAAAAAAAAUGGAUACAUAGAUGCAAUUAUUUUGGACACAGUAUGUAUUUAAGUUAUAUAUUGAAAAAUCAUAACUCACAUUACAAUAUGAUUUAUAAAAUGUUGUUGUUUUGUUUCUUUACAUAUAGAUCUAAUCGUAUAAAUGUGCAUAAUAAAGUUAUC
Bombyx mandarina (wild silkworm) is the source of this 4686-nucleotide messenger RNA. RefSeq names its product protein FAM91A1. The record is from RefSeq and is a predicted model, not a curated record. NCBI's taxonomy places the organism in Eukaryota, Metazoa, Arthropoda, Insecta, Lepidoptera, Bombycidae.